This is a messenger RNA of Cylas formicarius (sweet potato weevil), 1505 nucleotides long. Its product is annotated as dnaJ protein homolog 1. Lineage: Eukaryota; Metazoa; Arthropoda; Insecta; Coleoptera; Brentidae. The record is from RefSeq and is a predicted model, not a curated record. Gene Ontology annotation, molecular function: protein-folding chaperone binding. Gene Ontology annotation, cellular component: cytosol. The transcript is spliced from 2 exons. Gene Ontology annotation, biological process: negative regulation of transcription by RNA polymerase II. Bases 158 to 1222 code for a protein of 354 amino acids.
AUAUAAAAGAAAGUUGCGACGCGCAUCAACGGGAGAGUGUUAUUCACUUCGAAAUAGACUAAACUAAUCUGCAAGCGAUUUUGACGUAGGAUUUUGUGUUGUGUGCAUCGUUAACAUCUGUUCGUGUGUUAAUUACUUUCCGUGAGUGUUAUACAAAAUGGGCAAAGAUUACUACAAGAUAUUAGGAAUUGCCAAGGAUGCGAAUGAUGACGAGAUCAAAAAGGCCUAUAGAAAAUUGGCUCUUAAGUACCAUCCGGAUAAGAAUAAAUCACCUGGAGCAGAAGAGAAGUUUAAGGAAGUGGCUGAAGCUUAUGAAGUGCUUUCGGACAAGAAAAAGCGUGAUAUUUAUGAUACUUAUGGCGAAAAAGGAUUGAAGGGUGGUGCGGGAGCAGCAGGUGGCGGCAAUGGAGAUGCAAACAACUUCUCCUAUACUUAUCAUGGCGAUCCGCGGGCGACAUUUGCUCAAUUUUUCGGAAAUUCAAGUCCAUUCUCUGCGUUCUUUGAUUUUGGCAACAAUGGAAGAAUGUUUGGGAUGCACGAGGAUGAUAUGGAUGUUGAUGAUCCAUUUUCUGGUCCUUACGCUAUGGGCCCUGGUGGCCCACGUGCUGGUCCAGGGGGGGCAUUUAGAAGCCAUUCCUUUAACUUCCAAAGCCCUAACAGAAACAAAGAUAAAAUUCAGGACCCAGCUAUAGAGCAUGAUCUGUAUGUCUCACUGGAUGAUAUCACCAAGGGAUGUGUCAAGAAGAUGAAAAUUAGCAGGAGAGUAUUACAACCAGACGGAACAACAAAGAAAGAAGAUAAGGUGUUAACCAUCAAUGUGAAACCAGGAUGGAAAGCUGGAACAAAAAUUACAUUCCAAAAGGAAGGUGAUCAAAGUAGAAAUAAAAUUCCUGCAGACAUUGUUUUCAUUAUUCGUGAUAAACCCCAUUCUCUCUUCAAACGUGAAGGAAGUGAUAUCAGAUACACAGCAAAGAUUUCACUUAAACAGGCUUUGUGUGGGUGUACAGUGGAAGUUCCAACAAUGUCUGGUAAAACAAUUCCUUUACAUUAUACCAAUGAAGUGAUAAAACCAAACACAGUGAGACGCAUCCAAGGUUAUGGAUUACCGCUGCCCAAGGAACCAUCACGUCGGGGUGACCUAAUUGUUAAUUUUGACAUCAAAUUUCCUGAACAACUGUCUCAAUCGGUUAAAGAUAUUUUGUAUGAUACUUUACCAAAUUAACUGAAACUGGAGUAUAUUUAUUAAUUUAAAUUGUGUGAAUGGUGUUGUACGUUUUAGUACAAGUGUGGGAGGUGUAAAAUUUUAUAAUUUUGUUUGUUAAUUCAGAAUAAUUGUUUAGAGUUUAUUAUUACUUUAGGUUUAGUUAAAUCCGCCCAAUUCAGGUGGAUACUAUUUAUAUUCAUAAAUCAAUAUGGGCAAACUAUUAAGGUAAAGAUUUGUUACUUUACAAGAACUGUUUACAACUGGUCUGAAAUAUAGUUCAAUAAAUUAUUUUUUAUGUAAA